UGAAUCAAUCCGUUGAAAUGGCUUCGCUGCGUGUGGUGAGGAGAAUGUUCUCCGCUGCGGCAGAAACGGUAGCAGCUCCGGUUACAAGCAGCAGAUGGGAGAGGCUGAAAAACAGUAAAGCAGUUGGGUGGUGUCGUGACCUGGUCUCUGACUACAAAGAGGCAUGUCGGGAGAUUGUUGUUGGUUCAUGGGAGCGACCGGUCAAAGCCUCUGUAUAUGCCUCUCUGCUGGGUGGGACCUGGGCUUGUUUCUACACAAGACCUGACCACUCGUCCUUUGAAGCCACCCUGCUGGAGUACUCCAACCAGCUGGGCCUGCUGUCACCAUGGAUCCGCAAUGGGACCUCAAAUGGCCACGUACAGAGUCUGGUGAAACUUCGUAACGAGGGACGGCUCCAACAUACCAGCUUGGGUCUGCUCUCUCUGGUUUACCACUCUGACUACGACCAAGACACCACACUGUACGAAGCCCAGUGCUCCAAUCUGUCAACACCCUGGAGGGAGCUGCCUCAGCGGAUACUAGAUGUGGGCUUUGUCGGCCGCUGGUGGGUGCUCGACUCAAAGAUGAAGGACUAUGAUGUGAACGACGAUGAGUUCAAGCACCUGCCACCACACAUGCAGGUGACGUUGCCACCUGCUGUUCAGGAGGUGGAAAGGAGCGAGAGGUUGCACAAAGAGUCCUGGUUAGCACUGCAAGGGGGGGAAGAUGAGAAAGAAACUAAUAUACUGGACAGAAAGGAAGAGGGCCAAAUACAAGCACUGAAAGAGAAGCCGACUCGAGCCUAAAUGCUAUCUGGACGUUUCUAAACUGUGAAUUGCCAAUUUCAAACGGCAGCUUUGAUUUGUCAAAGUCCAAGCAUCCCAUUAAAAUCCUUCGCUAUGAUUUUAUUUAUUUACCUGUUUCUGUAUCACAAAGAGGUAGAUUAUAUAUAUAUAUAUAUAUACCAUGAAUCAUAUGUCAAUAAAUGUGCCGAUUAUCUCCAGAUCUCA
Molecule: messenger RNA, 989 nt
Organism: Cyclopterus lumpus (lumpfish)
Lineage: Eukaryota; Metazoa; Chordata; Actinopteri; Perciformes; Cyclopteridae
Gene: timm29
Product: translocase of inner mitochondrial membrane 29
Exons: 2
Coding region: 18-785 (255 amino acids)
Biological process (GO): protein insertion into mitochondrial inner membrane
Cellular component (GO): TIM22 mitochondrial import inner membrane insertion complex
Source: RefSeq, a predicted model, not a curated record